AACUCUGGCACUUCCUGCUUGUUCACCUGUGUGAGGGAAGAUUGAUUCCAGCGCACUCGUGAGCUUAACUUUACCUGAGCUCUCCCGGAGAUUCGACGUCUUUGUGCGCUUGAAAAAAUGUCCAGUGACGAAGCCCCGCUGGUCGAGGAGGAGACCGUUGAAGCACCUGCCAGGCGCUUCAACCCUCGAGUCCUCAAUGUGGUCUGCGUGACCCUGCUGACUUGUGUCCUGCUGGCCUGUCUGGCUUUCACUCUAUGCACCUUGUACAAGCAGCAGCAAGAGAUCCAUGAUCUGCAGAGGACCUCGGAGAAGAUGGACCGAUAUCUGGAUCAAUGGGAGCAGGACGCUGUGAUGGAGAGACGAGUGCCAAUGAAGAAAGUGCUCAGGAUGGACUUUGAUUUCACUGACUUCUUGGCAACAACUGAAGCACCGGCGGAGCCAUUGAACUCAGUGGACGAGGAGCGUCUGGAGAAGCUGCAGAAGGACUUGGAUGAGUUCACUACCACUUCCCAGAUGAAGCUACGGGACCUGAGGAACCAGACGAAGCGGUCUAAUUGGAAGAGUUUUGAGUUGUGGCUGAGGAACUGGCUGAUAUUCCAGAAGGCUCGGCAGCACAAGCCGGACGUGACCACCACAACACGAGCUCUUGUGCUGGACUCCAAAUGCUUCCAGGAGGCCCGGAACGCGUCCUCGCUGAUCGGCUCCUACCGGCCGCAGUGUGAGCGCUGGGGCGGGUACAAGCCAGUCCAGUGUUGGCCUGCUACCGGCCGCUGCUGGUGUGUGGACCAGACUGGUGCCGCCAUCAACGGAACCACCAGGAUCGGACGCCCCACAUGCCCACGUCAUCACGGGUCGGGGCUGAGGAACUAAAGCAGUUCUACGCUGAGAGAGAAGAGCUACUUCGGAUCAACAGGCUUUAUUAUCUGGGUUGCUAGAGUUCGAUGGGUCAACCCCUGGUUCUGUUUGGUUCUCUCAUGUGGAGAGGGUCAGUGAGGUUGUGCGGUGGAAGGCUAUGUGAAUCAGUUGAUGAUUUUCUGUUGCAGUACAUGAUGGGACUUGUAUUCUCAUGAGGUGAGCAGAAUGUGGCCCACAGACCCUACGUUUGAGACCAGUGGCGUUCUAAGCAUUUGGACCGGGGUCCAUGCUGGAACUGUUGCUGACACUUGGGUGUUUUCCUCAUCACUUUACCUUGACGCUGGGCUUCUAUGUAGCUCAAUGCUUUACUGAAUGUAAUCGGCUUCCAAUAUCCAUUUUCACAAACUGCUGCUGAUCACAUUUGUACGACAAAAUAAAAAGAUGAUUUGAAUUUAAAAAAAAA
Synchiropus splendidus (mandarinfish) is the source of this 1318-nucleotide messenger RNA. It is a transcript of the gene cd74b, whose product is annotated as CD74 molecule, major histocompatibility complex, class II invariant chain b. Gene Ontology annotation, biological process: antigen processing and presentation; protein trimerization. Bases 118 to 870 code for a protein of 250 amino acids. Gene Ontology annotation, molecular function: macrophage migration inhibitory factor binding; MHC class II protein binding. Lineage: Eukaryota; Metazoa; Chordata; Actinopteri; Syngnathiformes; Callionymidae. Gene Ontology annotation, cellular component: membrane. The record is from RefSeq and is a predicted model, not a curated record. The transcript is spliced from 9 exons.